Messenger RNA from Hippocampus comes (tiger tail seahorse), 2742 nucleotides. Its product is annotated as tyrosine-protein kinase Yes-like. The record is from RefSeq and is a predicted model, not a curated record. The transcript has 12 exons. Lineage: Eukaryota; Metazoa; Chordata; Actinopteri; Syngnathiformes; Syngnathidae. Bases 387 to 2036 code for a protein of 549 amino acids. Gene Ontology annotation, biological process: protein phosphorylation. Gene Ontology annotation, molecular function: ATP binding; protein tyrosine kinase activity; protein binding.
CCUCCUUCAUUGUGCAUGUUGUCCUCCAGCAGCAGCAGCAGCAGCAGCAGCAGCAGAACGGGCCCGGCUAUAAAUCCCAGCCAUCACGUCGGCGCCUCUGCUCGCCUAAAGAGGCCUGCGUAAGUUGGGACAUGCUGCUGCCGAGCCGCGCCAGGGCGUCAGCGUCCAAAGCCGACGCCAGCACGAGCUGACUUGAGCUGCUGGAGCAUGCUUGUACCUCAUCAGCACAUUGCUUUCUACUUAACAGCAGUGGUGCACGCGCGCACGAUGAAGGCGGAUCGCUUCCGCUUGGAAUAGCUCUUUUUUCCCCCUCCUUUUUCCAUUUGGGUGACUAACAGACAAGAAGAAAAGCGGUGCAAAGAGCCACGAAAAGGAAGGGCACCGCGAUGGGCUGCGUCGAGAGUAAAGAGGACAAAGGCUCCGCCAUCAAGUACGGGCCGGAGAACCCUUCGCUGUCCGAGCCCAAUGCUGCCGCGGCAACACCCCACGUGGGCCACUACGGGCCUGAUCCCACCCAGCUCCAGCCCAGUCUAGCACCCUCCGCCUCCUCCUGCGCCGGCAAUUUCAACUCUGCCUUCACGCCCUUCGGGGGAUCUUCAACCGGGAUGACCCCGUUCGGGGGGGCGUCCUCCUUCACCGGCCCCGUGUCAAACUCCUUCUCUGGUUCUGUCCCAAGUGGCGUGACCUUCUUCGUGGCGCUGUACGACUACGAAGCCAGAACGUCAGACGACCUGUCGUUCAAGAAAGGCGAUCGCUUCCAGAUCAUUAACAAUACGGAAGGAGAUUGGUGGGAAGCUCGUUCCAUCACCAGCGGGAAGAAAGGUUACAUCCCCAGCAAUUACGUCGCCCCUGCGGACUCCAUACAGGCUGAAGAGUGGUACUUUGGUAAAAUGGGCCGGAAGGACGCAGAGAGGUUACUUCUGAAUCCAGGGAAUCAUCGAGGGACGUUCCUGGCGCGAGAAAGUGAAACCACCAAAGGUGCUUUUUCUCUCUCUAUCCGUGACUGGGACGAAAGCAGAGGCGACAACGUGAAGCACUACAAGAUCCGCAAGCUGGACAGCGGAGGGUACUACAUCACCACGCGAGCGCAGUUUGACACCUUGCAGAAACUUGUCAAACACUACAUGGAGCAUGCCGACGGCCUCUGCCACAAGCUCACCACCGUUUGCCCCACGGUCAAACCUCAGACGCAAGGUCUCGCCAAGGACGCAUGGGAGAUCCCCCGAGAGUCCCUCAGACUGGAGCUCAAGCUGGGCCAGGGCUGCUUCGGAGAGGUCUGGAUGGGCACGUGGAACGGCACCACCAAAGUGGCUAUCAAGACGCUGAAACCGGGCACCAUGUCGCCUGAGGCCUUCCUGCAGGAGGCUCAGAUCAUGAAGAAGCUGCGACACGACAAACUGGUGCCGCUCUACGCCGUUGUCUCCGAGGAGCCCAUCUACAUCGUCACCGAGUACAUGGCCAAAGGCAGCUUGCUGGACUUCCUCAAAGAAGGCGACGGAAAGUUCCUGAAGCUUCCCCUGCUGGUGGACAUGGCUGCACAGAUCGCCGACGGCAUGGCGUUCAUCGAGAGGAUGAACUACAUCCACCGGGACCUACGCGCCGCCAACAUCCUGGUGGGCGACAACCUGGUGUGCAAGAUCGCAGACUUCGGUCUGGCCAGGUUGAUAGAGGACAACGAGUACACGGCGAGGCAAGGAGCCAAAUUCCCCAUCAAGUGGACGGCACCGGAGGCGGCGCUUUAUGGACGCUUUACCAUCAAGUCGGACGUAUGGUCCUUUGGCAUCUUGAUCACCGAGCUUGUCACCAAAGGCCGAGUACCCUACCCGGGCAUGGUGAACCGCGAAGUUCUGGAGCAGGUGGAGCGCGGCUACCGCAUGCCGUGCCCGCAGGGCUGCCCUGAGUCGCUGCACGACAUGAUGAAGCUGUGCUGGAAGAAGGAGGCCGACGAGCGGCCCACCUUCGAGUAUAUCCAGUCUUUUCUGGAGGACUACUUCACUGCCACGGAGCCCCAGUACCAGCCUGGGGAGAACCUAUAGCUCACCACGGGUGUGUGGGGGGGGAAAAAAGGUGGGGGGGGGGGGGGGGGGGGUGGCCAUCUGUUAACCUGGGCAUCAAGUUGCAUAAUACACUCAGCAAUCGUCUCUUCUGGUCACAUCAAUAGGUACACCCAGGCAAUCUUAAACGAUUCAAUAUAAGAGUUAUAACCAAAACGUUGCCUUGAACAAACACAACAACGUAGAAAUAUUCCGGAGCUGGAAUUGAACCUGGCACCUCUGCGCUGUGAGGCGCUAACCAGUCGCCUACCGUGCUGCCCUUCUAAUCAAAAUAAAUAAAUUCACUCUUUGAAUCAAACUAAUGAAAUACUUUGCCACGCUAUUUUUAAUUUAUUGUGAUGCGCCUGUAUAUAAUAAUAGUUGUGGCAUGGAAACCCUCUCUCUACCUUCACCAUCUGCUGACAGGCUUUACAAUCACCAUUGAAUUAAAGAUUAAUCAAUUCAAAAACGAUGAAAUUGUGCGGGUGUACCUACUUAAGUGUCCGUGUGGUGUUGGAAGUUAUGUCAGCCUGAAGAGAUGCUAUCACUCAAUUCCCUGGCGUGUUUUGCAAGGGAGGUGUGUAAAUUAUGCAUUGAAAGCAUUAAUUAUGAAUAAAGCUGCAACGGAGAGUCCCGCCGAGGAUCGACGGCCUUCUGUCCGAAUGCGUUAUCCAUAUCAGGUUGGUUGCUUUCAAAAAAAAAAAAAAAA